Messenger RNA from Micromonas commoda, 1485 nucleotides. RefSeq lists its product as hypothetical. Gene Ontology annotation, molecular function: protein binding. The transcript has a single exon. NCBI's taxonomy places the organism in Eukaryota, Viridiplantae, Chlorophyta, Mamiellophyceae, Mamiellales, Mamiellaceae. Gene Ontology annotation, biological process: endoplasmic reticulum unfolded protein response. Bases 1 to 1485 code for a protein of 494 amino acids. The record is from RefSeq and is a predicted model, not a curated record.
AUGUCGUCGGAACCCUCCCCGUCGCCGCCCACGGCGAUAUGCCUGACCAUCAAGAACCUCACGAAGCGAGACUUCACGCUCGGCGAGGUGCCCCUCGCGCUGACCGUGGGCGAGCUCAAGGCGCGGAUCGAGUCGGAGUACGAGGGAAACCCGCCGCCCAACACGCAGCGCAUAGUGUACGCCGGCGCGCUGCUCAGGGACGAAAGCGCGGGGCUGGCGGACGUGGUCAAGGCUUCGGAUCUGGAGGCUGGCGCGGUGGUGUUUCAUCUGGUGCUCCCCGCGGAAGCCUCGUCCACGGCGAGCACGCCCGCGAGCACGCCGGGUGCGACGCCGGCGAGCGCGCGAGAACCCGGUGCCGAAACAUCCACGCCCUCGAGCGCGCCAUCGCCCGCGGACGGGCGCCUCCCCGCGCAGCCGGGGACCCCACCGCCCGCGCCUCGAGCGGAUCAGCAGUCCGCGUACCCGCCACAGCCCGAGGCGACGCCCGCGUUUGGGUUUAGCAAUCAACCGCCCCCCGCGACGACCCAACCCGGAUCGAGUCGACCGACCACCCCGGGGAUGACGCCCACCGUCGCGGCGUACCCUCCCCCUUACGCGGGCCUGGGCGCGCACUCGCCGCACGUGCAGGCCGUCUACGCGUCCGCGUACGCCGCCGCAUUCAACUCGCUGAGCCCCGGCGGGUCCCCCGCGCCCGGAGCGCCCGUCGCCGUGCCCGUCCCGGUGCCCGUGUUUGGCUUUGGCGGCGGGUGGGGCGCGCCGGGGUGGGGCGCGCCCGGGUGGAACGGAGCCCCGGGCGGGUACCAGCAGCACGGUGCGCCGGGGCAACAGCAGCACCACGCGGUGCUCGCGCCGGGGCAACAGCAGCCGACGACGCCGACGCCGCCUCGAUUCGACCUGAACGAUCCCGACCAGGCGGCGCGGGCGGUGGCGCAGGCGGUUCGCGACGGAGAUCCGGUGGCCGCCGCCGCGGCUGCCGCGGCGGCGGCGGCGGGGGGGCGACCGGUGCACGUGAUGCAGAUUCACAUCGACCUGAGGCUGAUCAUGAAGUUGGCGAUGAUCGUGGCGGUGGCGUCUCAGGGCGCUACAAACGUGAGGAUGGCGAUUUACGCGGCGAUGGCUGUCGUCGUGUACCUGUUCCAGACGGGCGCGGUGGCGUGGGUGAUUCGUAGGUUCCUCCCGGACAUCCUCGACGAACAAGCGGACGGUAUGGUCGGUGGGAUGGGCGCGGUCGGCGGCGGUGGUGCGGGGCGCGCGGGAGGAGCAGCGGCGCCCCCGCCGCGGCGUCGACCGCCGCAGGGACCUCGAACAAACGCUGUGCUCCCCGGCAUGCGCGACGGGAUGCCCAGGAGCUGGUUCGGGGAGAUCAAGGUUCUGGUGUGCGGUUUUCUGGCGUCGCUCCUGCCCAGCUGGCAGCCGCCGGAGCUGUACAGGCAUCCCCGACCCGGGGCUGCCGCCGCCGGGCCAGAGCGCCCACAUCAGGAUUGA